Messenger RNA from Rhododendron vialii, 948 nucleotides. RefSeq lists its product as uncharacterized. The transcript is spliced from 2 exons. The record is from RefSeq and is a predicted model, not a curated record. Bases 4 to 939 code for a protein of 311 amino acids. Lineage: Eukaryota; Viridiplantae; Streptophyta; Magnoliopsida; Ericales; Ericaceae.
CUGAUGCGUUCUUGUCAAGAAUAUGGUAUCCAAAUCUGGUCACCUCACAAUGAACACAAGCUUAUCAUGCAACCUCUUCCCGACGAAACUCCUACAGUUGUCAAUCAAGAGGUCAUCCCACAGUUGACUUCUCAUAAUGUGCCUUCUGAUCAAGCCUUGAUGGCUACUGUUGACACAAACAGUGUUGUUGAAAAAGAAAUUCCGCUAACGCAAUUUUUGCCUACAGCUCAACAAGAAAACCUUGAUGCCGGUUUUGGCAAUGAUGAAGCUAAGGUAAUCAGAAUGGGGGGUGAGGAAACAGGGGAAGGUGUAAUCGAAGAGGCUCAGUUGAAUUCUGGGUGUUCGAAAAAACAAGGCAAAAUGAAGCUAAAUACCCCAGGAGGUGAGAGAGGUAAUAACAGAACUACUGGAGUUAGAAUUGCAAUUCCAAAGGAAGAUAUCUUACGAACUAAGGGAAUGCGUCUUAAAGAUGUUGCAAAUCAUCUCGGAGCUCAACAAGAGAACCUUGAUGUGGAUUUUGGCAAUGAUGAAACUGAGGCAAUCGGAAUGGGGGGUGAGGAAAAAGGGGAAGGUGUAAUCGAAGAGGCUCAGUUGAAUUCUGGGUGUUCGAAAAAACAAGGAAAAAGGAAGGUAAAUACCCCAGGAGGUGAGAGAGGUAAUAACAGAACUACUGGAAUAAGAAUGGCAAUUCCAAAGGAAGAUAUCUUACGAACUAAGGGAAUGUGUCUUAAAGAUGUUGCAAAUCAUCUCGGAGGUACGCAUACAUACACUCCUCCAAGAAAUGAAAACCUCAAUUUUUGUUCUUGUUUUUUUUCCCAACUAGAUAGGUUAGAAGGGCGUACAAAGUGCUCCAAACUCCUACAUGUGUGGGACUUGGGAAAAUGUUCAUGUAGCACCUCUGCAAAUAGAGAAACUAUUUUUCGAGAAUUGAACUCAUGAUCUUAGUUA